Molecule: messenger RNA, 522 nt
Organism: Lasiodiplodia theobromae
Lineage: Eukaryota; Fungi; Ascomycota; Dothideomycetes; Botryosphaeriales; Botryosphaeriaceae
Exons: 4
Coding region: 1-522 (173 amino acids)
Source: RefSeq, a predicted model, not a curated record
AUGUCUGCCGAUACCGCACCACUCCACAAGGUCGACUCGGCCGUCGAAGAGGGCGGCACUCUCGACGACACCAAGCCCAAGCACAGGAGAAAGAGCUCCUCAGCACCCGGCGUUUACAACAUCCUCGAUCUUGAGAAGGAAGGAGCAGAGCUGCAAAUAGCACCCGAGACACAGAAGCUGAACUGGAAGCUCAACACGUCACCCGCAACCCUAGAAGAGUGGAAAGAUGCGUUGAAGAAGCCGCUCGUCGUCCCAAUGGUCAAGAAGAUCGACCUGCACUUCCCGCUUGGCCUUGAGGUCACCGCACGGAACCUGAAGGGCGUGACGAUCAAGGACGCGUUAGAUGCAAUCUACAAGCAGUUCAAGAAGAAGGCUGACGACGAACUCGACAACCCCAUCCUCGCUGGCUUCGAGUGGGAUCGCGAAGAGUGCUACACGCGCUUCAUCGUGCACCAGAAGAAGGAAGGCGCCCCGCCGCCCAAGAAGUCCAAGAAGAAGGACAAGGCCGGCGAAGCCGCCUAA